AACCAUGAGUGUGCAAAAGGCUCCAAAUGAUAAAUUCUUCUACUUCUGCUACGCUAGCAAUCUAUUGAAGUCGAGGUUUCAUCUUUAUGUGCCAUCAGCCGAGUUUGUAAGCCCAGCCAAACUUGAGGACCCUCUACCGAUACUCUUCACCGGAAAUCACAGUAACAACCCCAGAGGGCCACGCCUACUUAUGCCACACCUACCACAUGGCACCGGACUUGGAGCAGGCCAAUGAGGAGCCCCCGUCACCCCACUACAUGAAGGUCAUGAUUGAGGGCGCUAUAGAAUCAAACCUGCCUUCAUCUUACGUUGACUACCUAAAAACGAUAAAGGACAAUGGGGAUACCAAUCCUCCACCUGUCAUGGCACAAAUAUAUAAUAAAUAGGGUGUGGUCAUGAAAGUUACGUGAGACUUGCAUAAACAUAGAGCUAUUAUGGCCUAAAUACUGAAAUUAAGAUUAUCAAGAACACUCCAAAAUAUUAAAAUCAAAUUUUUCAUUUGUAUGGCAUCUUCUUUGAAGGGGCGGUAAAAAAGAAGUUGACUUCUAUUUCAGAUUCUUUUCUUUAAAUCAAAUGCUAUACUGUAAGAAUGCACAUGGAAAGAAAACAUUCAAAUUCAUACAUUAAAACAAUUUUAUUAAAUAGAAUGUGAAAUAUAUUUGUACAUUAUAUACAUAAAAUAACAAUAUACUGGAUAAUACAUGCUGAAUUACAAACAUUAGGACGGUUUCAUAUACAGAUACAGGUUUUUCAGGAAAGCCCAGAGGUCUUUUUGGACGGAAUUCUGGAAUAGUUUGUUACAAUAAAAGUAGAGUAAAGGGGAAACUCCUUAGGUUGUAGCGUGACAAUUCUUGGUACUUAUUGACCUACAAUAACUUUGUUUUUAAUCUCUAAAUUGUAAACCAUAGGCAUUUCAAUCUUUGCUCUUAAAACAAUUCCCUCAACACGAAACAUCAGCAUUAAAGACAGAAUUUGAUCUGAUUUGUUUGAAAUUUAUCUUUCAUUCUUCCAUAGUUAUUUGUUAUUUCGCUGCUUGCACCUAAUGACAUGUUUUUGUUUGAUCUGUUAAGGAAUGCAAAUUUCUAUUGAAAUAUGAUUUAUCCACAUGUAAAAUCAUUCAACUUUUCACUAUCUGUAAGACUACUCAAGAUGUAUACAGUAUACGAGAUAGUGAUUUAUAUUCAGAACCUGAAAAAUAUAAGUGUCAAAAUGAAUAUUUGGCAUGUGACCCUGGUCAGUAAAAUAUGGUUAAAGGUUAAAAAUACACCUCAAUUUAGCUACUGGGCAAUUCAAUAAAAUCAUCAACCUUUUUGUACAUAUGGCCCCCAUUUUCUCCCAUUCUUUCUCUAUUUCAUGAAAGGCUGAAGCCUGCAUGUGAGAGUAGUACAAAGUUUUCAUACGAACUAGAAAAUAGAGAAAAAUGAAUUUAAAAUAAAGCACCAGAUAUAGGGGUCAGGCAUACAUAUGUUAUUGAAUUGCCCGUCAAUGAUUAUAAAGAGCUUACAAUGCUAAAAGAGUUCCAUUUGGGGGAUAUUAAAGUAAGGACGAAUUCGUUAAAGGGCCUAAAAACAAACAUUUAUCAAUUUCUUCCCAUCUAUAGAAUGAAACUGCACAUACACAGUAUAUAUGAUACAUAUUCUAUUGGUAUAUUCUUUAAGUAUUGAUUAUGAACAUUUACAAGAAAAUGAUGAUCAAAAGUCCUAUCGAAACUUGUUGGCAAUGUCCAAUAAAACACUUCAAGAAAUGACUCAAUUAACAGUGCUCAUACUUAACUUUUCCUUCCUUUGUUACUACAUCUCUUUAUGUAUCAAUUCAGGAAUAAAAUCAUAUUUUAAAGCCAAGAUA
Molecule: messenger RNA, 1845 nt
Organism: Lytechinus variegatus (green sea urchin)
Lineage: Eukaryota; Metazoa; Echinodermata; Echinoidea; Temnopleuroida; Toxopneustidae
Product: gamma-glutamylcyclotransferase-like
Exons: 3
Coding region: 5-235 (76 amino acids)
Molecular function (GO): gamma-glutamylcyclotransferase activity
Source: RefSeq, a predicted model, not a curated record